Molecule: messenger RNA, 2997 nt
Organism: Ectocarpus sp. CCAP 1310/34
Lineage: Eukaryota; Phaeophyceae; Ectocarpales; Ectocarpaceae
Source: the annotation of a GenBank genome assembly
CCCCAAGCCACAUCAACAGCCGGCUUCCCACAGCCCACCACGCAGCAUCAUGGACGCAAGACCACCAACGCCACCAGCAGAGGAGAUGGACUCUUCGAUCGGAGUCGAGAGCGUCGACCCCAAGUUGACGGUGAUGGGCGGUGGGCCCAAAGAGCAGGCGGCGGACUACGCCAACUACUUUUGCUCCUACGCCAGCCUGUACCACCAGAAGCAAAUGCUGACGGAUCACCGUCGAAUGCAGGCGUACUACUCGGCCAUCACAGACAACGCCGAGUUGUUUGCCGGCAAGCGCGUGCUUGACGUGGGUACGGGGAGCGGUAUCCUCGCUCUGUGGGCAGCGAAGGCGGGGGCGAGCAAGGCGAACCACGUGUAUGCGGUGGAGUUCACGGACAUGGCCAACCACGCCCGGCGCCUGGUUGCUAAGAACGGGAUGGAGGGCGUGGUGGAGGUGAUCCAGUGCAGCGUCGAGGACCUCAAGCUGGACGCUAAGGUGGACAUCAUCAUCUCCGAGUGGAUGGGAUACUUCCUGCUGAGGGAGAGCAUGCUGGACUCGCUCGUGCGCGCGAGGGAUCGAUGGCUGGUGCCUGGGGGGCUCAUGUUCCCGUCCAGAUGUACCAUGAUGUGGGGGCUCGUUAACGACGAGCAGGACCGGCUGUCCAAGCAGCAGGAGUACAUCCGAACCAUGCAGGACUGGUACAGUUUCAAGGGGGAGACGAAGGAGUUCUACGGCGUGGACAUGACAGUGCUGGAGGCGGUGUACGAGGAGGAGCAGCGAGGGUACUACAUCCUGUCCAGCUUCUGGGCGGAGCUGGACAAGGACCAGGUGCUGGGAGAACCGGUCGUUGUGCAGACGUUCGACAUGCACACGUGCACGCUGGAGGACGUGCAGGGCGUCGAUGAGACGAACGUGUCCAUCUCGCUGGAGGAAGACGCCAGGGUCUCCGGGUUCGCGGGAUGGUUCACGGCAGACUUCCACGGUACGGAAGCCAACCCGUGCCCUUGCCCGGUCACCCUCUCCACCGGCCCGGAGAACGGUUACACGCACUGGGGGCAGCAGGUUUUCCACUUGCAGGUGCCGCACGACGUGGUCGGGGGGGGCAAGGUGGAGGGGACGAUCGCGGUCAAGAGGCAGAAGGAGAACGUUCGGUUGUAUGACGUUUACAUCAAGCACAAGAACGUGCUUCCAACCGGAGAGGACAAGUCGCCCUUGGUGUCUGUUAAGUACGCCAUGCCAUAAACACCGUUCGUGACCCGACAACACUCCCGGCACUAAGGAGCGGCCGAGCCUAUCCGAGCAAGAAAAGGCCAGCCAUAGCCCUGUGUGGUCUGAUACAUGUACAGCUUGAGGCCGGUGUUGGUAGGAAGAGGAGGGCCUAGCAGUGGCGAAACUGCGCCCGGUUUUCCGGCGUGCUGUGGCGGAGCGCGGGAGGUUGGUCUCCUUUGCGACAGCCAGCUCCGGUAGAAUGGUGACGGUACGGGCGAAGGCAGCGGUCCACAACGCGGAGGCGGUGCUCGGAGGAGAGUGGUGGCGGCAGCUAACGCUUUUGUUUCACAUUUUGUUGGGUGUACCGACCCCGGGUGUGUUGUGUGUGUGUGUGUGUGCGUGCGUGUACCUGCCUGGCUUGUGUCUAUUGUUGUUACUUAUUAGCAGAUCUACGGAGCGACUUUUUGUCAGAGCGAUGUGCGUUCCGAGGCAUCAGCGAGCUUUCGUUGCCUGAGUUUGAGAAAGUUCGGCGACGUCGGUGUGGGUUGCCUGAGAAAGUAUCGAAGAUACCCACGCCCGCCGUUUGCCCUGCGGGCGCAAAGCGUCGAGUGGACCCGGGAUGUUGGAUUGAAAAUUUGGGCCUUUGAGCAUGAAAGGCUGUGAGGGGUGCUGUACACAUCUCUUGUUUUUUUACCACGAGCGCUACUGCACUUGCUGCUCUUGAGCUCGGCACGAACAGUUAACUUUUUUGUGCCAUGGCAUGCAUUUUUAUGUUCUACCGAAGUAACACUUUUAACCUCCAUCGGUACCCGAGGGUGUGCGCUUUGUGUCCGGGCGAGAACGUGGCACAUAACGCGGAGCCCCCCUCCCUGUAGGGUUUUUCGUACCCGGUGUGACCUUUGACCGUGGGCUGCAGCCUAAUGGCGAUGGGAGUGGGGUAAUGAGUUACAGUACGUGUGUCUAGGGGAGCAUAAACUCGUUUUCAUACAACAGGCAAGAGGAAGAACGCCUCCUUCACGUUUGCUGUCUGUGUAGGAGUAUGACGUAAGGAGAGUGUGCUGGCGCAGCAUUAACUAAUUACAUUGCAUACAAAGCAGCAGCAACCCGCUUGCUGUCUGUAUUGGACGUAGGGAGAGCUUAUUGGAGGUCUGUUAAGGCUAGGCCUCGUCGUCUGAAGGAAACCUAGGUCGUGACGGUAUUCACCCACGGCCGACAGCAAGCAGCCUUGUUUCGUGAAAUAAGGAGAAGUGUCGGGAGGGCUAGGUAGUCGAAAGACCUCCCGCUCCCCGUUUCAGCCGGUGACUUUUGGAGGAGUCGACUUCCAGAGCGGGAUUUCUUGUUGUCCAACGAUGGGCAAGGUAAUCCUCCGCUCAAGAAUAUCUUUUUUAUGUGCGCUACUGUAACAGUGGUUCCGUCGUUUCUAUACCUGUCAUCCGUGUUAUUUCAUAUCUGGGAAAAGCUAGGCAAGGGUGGGUGGGUGGUUCUGUGUCUCGGGUGGACUGAUUGGUAUGCAUAUGAUCGGGUGCAGGCGAAAGUGAGAUGAGAAAGUAAUCCUUGUAGUGAUAUAGAGUUUUGUCGAGCGGCGAUAAAUUGCGCCAAGACGGUUGAUGUGGGCCUGUGGUUUUGAAAAACGAGGUGGCUUUAUCGCUUGGCAGGAAGAAAUGAAGAUAAAAGAACAGUGGACACAGGGGGAGAGUAUUUUUCCUGCGUUUUAUUUUGUCGCGGGGGAGAAUGGCGCUUCUUCUUUGAAUGCGAAGUGAAGAUGAUACACAAAUCCGACGCGAAUCCCACCA